GUGUUUACUCCUACACGUGGUAGUGGUGGUGGUAGCGCUUCCCUCGGCCUGUCACUCGUCUAUUCAGCUAUAUUUCUCGACUCCUCGCCCUGUGUCAGCGAUGGCGGAUUGCAAUGGGCUAGACAAGACCUUCCUGGAGCACCACAAGCAGCAGCUCCAGACCUCAGGGGUGCCGGCUCACUUCUGGCCCACUAUAUUCCGGAAACUGCUGGCCCAGGUUUACGAUGCUGGCGAGUACUUCCAACUGUGCCAGCUGACCUAUUCUGACGGGGACGGCGACCGCGAUGACCCACUGUGGAGGGUGGCGGUGACCCGACCCGAGGGAAUCAAGGCGGACGACCCUAACCAUGUGUUCAUCAUUGAUCAUGCGUGGACUUACCGUGCGUCUGAGGCAAGGCAGUGUUUGAGGGAGAUUCCAGGGCUGCUAGAGAGAAUGGUGGGGCUCAUGGACAUCCCUACUGAGGAGAACACACAGGAGGAGAUGGUGGAGAGUGUUGUGAGGGAGAUGUGGAGGUUUAAUUGCACUUAUAGCAUUGCCAGUAAGAAUGCUGAGGAGUCACUGCCGGUCUGGUAUAUAAUGGAUGAGUUUGGUGCCCGUAUCCAGCACAGUGGGGAGCCAAACUUCAGAGUGGUGCCUUUCUACUUCUCCCCUCACCAGUGCUGCUACUCCCUGCUCUUCCCUAUUGAGGAUGUGGAUGAAGGGGAGGAGGUGACUCGGAAUUAUGUAGAAGGUCCGCCCAUCAGUGACCUGACCCGAGAUGUCCUGCUGCCCUGGUUUCCCGAGGACCUCACCCAUGAAGACCCACGGCAGGAGGAACCACCUGCUGACUUCUUCCUGUCCGGCCGCAACAAUGAGGAGCUGCCUGAAGGAGCCGUAGAAGCUGAAGUGCCGUCCCAUCGCCCUCUGAAGGUCUUCGCUGAGUACAAGUAUGUGCAGAAGUACCUCACUGACCCGCGCUUCACUGUCACUGAUUCAAGGGAGGAGGCGGACAUUCUGUGGCUCAUGGAACACUUCAAGGACUUCAAGAGUCUGAGUGAACGGCCGCAGUGUCGCAUCAACCAGUACCCUCUGGAGAUCCUAGUGACCAUCAAGGACCUGCUGGGGGUGGUGUGUCGCAGGGCUGUGCAUCUCGGGGCCUGCCACACCGAGGACGACGCUGGCACCCCCUCCUGGCUGCCCCUCACCUACUGCCUCAAGAGAGAAUUGGGAAAGUUUGUGUCGCUGUUUCAGAGGAGGGAGAAGAGGGGCGAGGACAACCACUGGAUCAUUAAGCCCUGGAACCUUGCUCGCGGCCUGGACCAUACCAUCACCAAUAACCUGAACCACAUAGUCCGCCUGCCAGCCACCGGACCCAAGGUUGCUCAGAAGUACAUCUCGGAUCCUGUUCUCUUUCACCGCGACGACAUUGACAGCAAGGUGAAGUUUGACAUCCGGUACAUCGUCAUGCUGCUCAGUGUGAAGCCCCUUAAGGUCGCGGUGUACAAAAGGUUCUGGCUACGGUUUGCCAAUCUGGCCUUUGAUCUGACAGAGCUGGACAACACCAACAAACACUUCACCGUGAACAACUACAAUGACUCUGGCCUUCUGCAGAUGUACUGCCACGACUUCAUCACCAAGUUUGACGGGCAGUACCCAGAACACCCCUGGGAGCAGGCUGAGAGACGGAUCUUCUCCAUGAUUCUACAGGUGUUCCAGGCGGCCAGCAGUGAGGAGCCCCCGAAAGGCAUCCCCCACAACCCUCAGUGCAAGGGCUUUUAUGGGCUGGACAUCAUGCUGCAGUGGGCCAACAGAGAAGGCGGGCGGUGCAUGGAGCCACAACUGCUGGAGGUGAACUAUGGGUCGGACUGCAAGCGUGCCUGUGAAUACUACCCAGAUUUCUUCAACGACGUGCUCUCUGUCAUGUUCCUGGACGAGAUGGAGGGUCAUAAUGUGGAGGUGCUGGAGUAAUGCUUGUCCAUGCCUCCACCUUUGAAUUCUAACUGAAGUGGAAUGAUAUGAUAACUCGUCUGUUUUUCACCUUGAGUUAUGUCGAUCUUUAUAUUGAUUUUGAUAGCUGUGGUGAGGUGGAGGGGUGGAAGUCCUGGAGUAAUGCUUAUCCACACUUCCACUUUUCAAUUCUAACUGGAGUGGAAUGAUUCAUUGGCUCACCUGUUCUCCACCUUGAGUUAUGUGGAUUUAGAUUUUGAUAGCGAUGUUUCUGGAUGAAGUGGAGGGUCAUAAUGUGGAGUAAUGCUUGUCCACACUUCCACUUUUCAAUUCUAACGAGUGGAAUGACAUGAUGGCUUACCUGUUUUCCACCUUGAGUUUGUGAAUCUUAAUAUUGAUUUUGAUAGUGAUGGUGAAGUGGAGGGAUGCAAUGUGGAGAUCCUGGAGUUAUGCUUGUCCAUGCUUCCAGCUUUCAAUUCAAACUAGAGUGGAAUGAUUCAAUGCCUCAUAUGUUCUCCUUGAGUUAUGUGGAGCUUCACCUUACAUAUUCCUGUUGAGGUGGAGGGACAUGUGGUGGACUGGUGGAGUAAUGCUUGGUUAGUCAUUCUCCACUAGCUUUUAAUUUUAACUUUUGACUUGUUUCUAUGUGGAUUUCAGUGCAGUAGUGGAGAGUUGCAGUGUGGAGGUGGUGGAGGAAAGCUUGGUUCAGUCUCUUUCUGAUGUGCUAUAUGCUCCACAAUGUAUGGUUCUGUUAUUUUGGGAGUGGAUUAUUGUGGCAUUAAUAUUUUCUUCUUAUCAACCACACAAAGCCAAUUUCUCUUCAUGUUCGUGUAUUUUCAUCUAUAAUGUUAGGUGAAACGAGUGAUAUACUGUGGCUUGUUUUUUUUAUCAGUAGUUUGUUUAUAUUUCUUCCCCUCGUUGGCUACACAAAGCUAAUCUGUUGUCAUGUUCAUUUAUUUUCAUCUACAAUGUUGAGUCAAGCUAGUGAUAUUCUGUAGCUUGUCUUAUAUUCAUUGGUUGUUUAUAUUUUUUGUCCUAAUAAUCAUAUGAAAGUGUUUUGUUGCCACGUUGAUCUAUUUUCUGCAGUGUUGAGUCGGGCCGGCACUGUUGUUUGUCAUGUCCUCUGCCUGAGUUCUUGACAUGCCUUGUGUUGAGUAAGGCACUUGAGAUUAGUUUUCCAUUGAGUACUGGUGAUAAAAUGCUCCUGUGUUGAAAGUACAGACAUUCACUGACACAUGCUUUCGGUCUUGUAGGGAGUGUAGUGAAGGCCAAGGACUGUACAAAAUACCAGUGUUAACCAGGAUUGCAGUGGUGUGGUUUAGAGGCUGUGAUUUGUGUUAGGUGCAGUUCACAUAAACAAUGGUUUCUCUUUCUCCAGCAUCUUACAUCCCCGGAAGCUUGUCUCACCACUGACCAGAUGGUGUUCAGACAAUCUCCAGACUCUGUUCCCUUGUCAAGAUGUUAAUUCUUGGUAUAAUUUGACUUGAGAAGGAGCAAGAGUGGGAGCAGAAGGUGUCAGGAGGAAGGGAAGCAUUGUGUGUGUGUGUGUGCGCGGGGCAUUGCAUGUACUUAACCUGACGCUGUCAUAAUGAUAGCCAGUGAGGUGUUACAGAAUGCACAUUUUUUAAGUAAGGUGUUAUAGAAUGCACAUUAUUUAGUAAGGUUUUAUAGAAUGUACUUUUCUUUGGUUGUAAGGAAGAGAUAAGAUAUUCAAGAUCAGAUUUUGUUCUCAAAGGGUUAAAUUGAUAAUGAAUGUUUUUGUCUGCCAUUUGAAUGUUGAAGGAUGUGAAUUAUUGGUUGCAAACAAUAGAAUCAUUACUGAAUUUUUUUGGCCCGACUGAAAUAUUACAAUAAUCUCAAUUUUUGCUCUUGUGAGGCUGAAUUAAUAAUGAUUGUAUCUUCUCUUAUUAGAAUAUUCAAAGAUAUCAUUUUCUUUUGCUCUGAAUUGAAUUAAUAUUUAUUUUCUGAAGUCUUAUUUAAAUGUUUGAAGAAUGUCAGUUGUUGGUCUGAGAGGCUUGAAGCAUUGUUAAAUAUUUGUAGUUAGUCUUAUUUCAGUGUUUGUGUGUCAGGGCAAGGCUGCUGCUGCUGUGGGGCUGAAGCAGUGAGUGUUGCGUGUGUGGCGUGGUGUUGAGUGUCGCUGUGCCUUACGGGUGUUUGCCGCCACUCACUGUCUUGGUCUGCAUCAGAUCACACUUCCACCUUGUGUUUGUGAACUUCAGUCCCUCACAGGCUUCAGUGUUGAGUGCUGUGUGAGUUUGCAGCAAAGAAUGAUGGUUUUAGGUCUACUCUGUCUAUUUCAUUUUUUCUUUUUUCUUUUCUUUUUUUUUCUAUUUUUAUAUAUUUUUUUUUUUUUGCAUUUAUUGUUAUUUACUUUAUUUUUUUUAAGCUGCCUUUUUUAAGUUGGUGUAAAUGCACAUUGCUCCUUGUUGUAUGUCAAUCUGGAGAAGCUAUCACUGUAUUUGCAGCAAAGAAGAACAGUUUAUUCAUUUUGUCUUAUUCAAAGCAGGUCUUGUUUUUGAUAAUCCUUUAUUUUUAAGUGUGAUAAAUGUGCAUUGCUGUUUAUUUAAUGAACAUCUGGAGGACUUGCUAUUGUAUUUAUUUGCAGAAAAGAAUUACAUUUCAUUUUAUGCAAAACAGGUUUUCUUUUCUUUUUUUUUUCUUUUCUUUUUUUUUUUUUAUAAUUGUCAUAGUGAACUUUGUAUGAACGUGUAUUACUCAGAAUUGAAACGAAAUAUUUGUUUUUUAAUAUAUUUGCUGGAAAGAACCAUAUUUUAUUGUUUAUUUAAUUUAAAGCAGUUUUCCUCACGUUUAAGCUGCCAUCAGGAACUUUAUAAUGCUCAGUGUAUGGACGUGUAUGUAUGUGUGUGAGUGUAUGUACGUGUGUGUGUGUGUAUAUUACAGCUAGUGAGGCCUGUUUACUGACCCACUGCACACACCACAUCACACAUACAGUUAUACAGUAGCCUUAGUUCACUGUCAGGUGUUCUUGUGUAUAUACAGACUGAAAGCAAUGCAUGUAACUCCUUGCCAAGUUUAUAUUAAGUCAAACAUUAUCACCAGAGCAUCAGAAAAGUGUCACGGUGGAACGAUUCUGUCUAUCAAGCUUUUGUGUUCUCGAUAAAAGCCUGAUCAACUCU
This is a messenger RNA of Portunus trituberculatus (swimming crab), 5064 nucleotides long. RefSeq names its product tubulin--tyrosine ligase-like protein 12 (gene TTLL12). Lineage: Eukaryota; Metazoa; Arthropoda; Malacostraca; Decapoda; Portunidae. The record is from RefSeq and is a predicted model, not a curated record. Gene Ontology annotation, biological process: protein modification process.